AUGCAAAUAAAUACUCUUUUCGCUGCCCUUGCAGUUUUAAGCCAUGCAUCCGCUCACCCUGGGCAUGAUGUAAGCGCUGAAGCUGCUGCGUAUGAGAGAGCUCUCGCUGGAGUUAAACCCAACCUUGAUCAUUGCUCGGAAACUCUAGUGAAGAGAGGCAUUUCGGGCGAUGCAAUCAACCGUCGAGCGGCUGUUGUAGACGGUUUGAGAGAAAAGAGAGGUCUGGAAAAGCGCGGUAAAAACGAGCAUGACAAUAAUGACGGAUUUACUGCGCAUACUAGUCCCGAGAAGAUUUUUGCUGGAAAUCAUUCCUGCGCACUCGCCCCUGAGGAUACUGACUCUGGGCCUUUUUGGGUUGUGGGCGAGUACAUCCGCAAGGAUCUGGCUGAGGAUCAGGCUGGUAUUCCUAUGCAUGUCGACAUCCAGAUUAUCAAUAGUGAAACUUGUAUGCCCGUUGCUGGUGCUUUUGUAGACAUUUGGAACUGCAACACGACCGGCGUGUAUAGCGGGACUGUUUCGGACUUCGAUGGUACUGGGGACGAUUAUUCCAACUGGGAAACUACCUGGCUUCGCGGUAUCCAGCCGACAGACAUUAACGGCGUUGCCCAGUUUGAUACUAUUUUCCCCGGCCAUUACUUGCACCGGGCUUCCCAUAUCCACACUCUGGUGCAUCACUCAUCCGCGAAAGAUCCGGCCAUCCCCCAGCGCAAUCACACUCUCCUAGGCAACACUGCCUCGCACGUCGGGCAAUUGUUCUUUGACGAGGAUCUUCGGAGCGAAGUUGAGAAGAUCGCUCCUUAUAGCACUAAUCAUGUGCCGGUCACUAGCAACGCAGAUGAUCCUAUCCUUAGUGCUGCUCUAGCCCACGGAGGAUACCCGUUUUUCCAGUACACCAAGAUUGGUGAUCGUCUGGAAGACGGGGUACUUGUAUGGAUUAGUGUUGGUGUCAACGUAACUUAUAGCCGGACUGUUUGUGCCAUGGCCACCAAUUUGGCUGAGGGUGGUCAUGUUCCAUCUGGAUCGACACCUCCUGACUGCAUCGCUACCGGUGCCAGCCCUCUCUGA
Molecule: messenger RNA, 1065 nt
Organism: Talaromyces rugulosus
Lineage: Eukaryota; Fungi; Ascomycota; Eurotiomycetes; Eurotiales; Trichocomaceae
Exons: 4
Coding region: 1-1065 (354 amino acids)
Molecular function (GO): oxidoreductase activity, acting on single donors with incorporation of molecular oxygen, incorporation of two atoms of oxygen; ferric iron binding
Source: RefSeq, a predicted model, not a curated record